CGAGCACAGCUCAUCCAGCGGCACUUCGCACAUUGCACCCGUGACUUUUGACUCGACACUCACACUUUGACUCACAUCCCCGUUUGACACUCACGACUCCAGUGACCAGAUCAGACCACCGUCGCUGACCUGGCCAACUCUCCGCACCGGAACUCUGAUCCGCGAAACCUGCCUCUCUGUCGACUGCCAGCUCCUCCUAAUCGCUUCCUCUUGGCAGCCUAGCGGAAGCGCGCGCAGACUAAUUUCAAGCAUCUCUCAACACACACCACGAUGGUAGUCCGAUUACGCUUAUCACGGCAAGGGCCAAAGAACAGCCCCUUCUACCACUUGGUGGCCAUCCGCGAUUCUGCUCGUCGCGAUGCUCGCCCCAUCGAGAAGCUAGGAGAGUACGAUCCGGUUCCCAAGGUGGUGGCUAAUCCAGCAACCGGCUCGCGCAGCAGCUUUUCUGAGAGAGCCAGCGGAACUCUGCAUCCAGCACAAGAUAGACGUACUGGUCUCUUCACCAGUGGUAUCGCUUCUGCUCGCAAUCCCAGAUUGGAGAAGAGAGUAGAGUGGAAUAGGCAGAGGAUCGCUUACUGGCUGCAAGUGGGCGCUCAACCUACCGACGUGGUAGCCAGGCUGCUGUACAGGGCCGGAGUGAUAGAUGAGCACGGAAGGGUGCAGCGGGACAGCCAACCCGAGGCAGGAGGGCAACGGAUCAGCGAGGCGGAAGCAUCUUCAAGUCAACAAGUCGAGCAGCUCGAAAUUGAAGCGCAGUCUGUUCGGGCAAGCAGCGCUCCCGAGGUGAGGGACAAGCUCCCAGCCAUCCUGCAACUCAUUGCCGAGUCGAAGCAGCGAGCUGCAGAGAGCGCAGAGGCGGCCAAACGCGGAGAGGCGAUGACGUCUUCGUCGCCAUCAGAGCUUCUUCCACCAUCUCAGCUCUCCUCGGAGGAGCUUGAGCAGCAGCCGCCACAUCUUUUCAGACCUGAUCAGAGGCUUCGCGACGCCGAGAGGAGACGUGAGGGCGAUGAGCAGCCGCAACGUCUCGGUCGCGCCCCGCUGAGACUUUCGCAACUCGGCGUGCUCAAGAGGAACAAGGGCAGGGGCACACCGCCCCAUCGACCUCAACUUCCACCGAAGAAAGCGAGGCCCGAAUUAGAGGCAAACGAGUCAAGCUAGCAUCAAUCAACCGCAAUGCAUAUGCUUCAGAGCGCGACAAAUGUGGCUGAUCGUUGAGCAGGAAGAGCCCUACUUUGAAAGUGCAUGUAUGCAUGCGCGGGUGUGCAAACGUGUCGCCUCAUACGUCUGGCAUGUUGUGAGGCGCUCACUUGCUGCCAACGCCGUCGCCAGUCUGGGGGCAAGCUAUACGCAUUGCAGAAGGGAUCAAUCACCUGCUAGGCGAGCAUUCGCGCCCAUGUCUGACACUCACCCUUGUCAGCAAGCUCGGCGGCCGUACCAGUCACGCCACCUUGAGCCUUGGCAUCGGGACCUGACUGAGCAGCUUGCUUGAUCUCUUGAGUAGCGGCCGCUUUCGUGUCU
This is a messenger RNA of Ceraceosorus guamensis, 1518 nucleotides long. RefSeq names its product ribosomal protein S16. The transcript has 2 exons. Lineage: Eukaryota; Fungi; Basidiomycota; Exobasidiomycetes; Ceraceosorales; Ceraceosoraceae. Gene Ontology annotation, molecular function: structural constituent of ribosome. Gene Ontology annotation, cellular component: mitochondrial small ribosomal subunit; ribosome. The record is from RefSeq and is a predicted model, not a curated record. The coding region runs from base 271 to 1158 and encodes 295 amino acids. Gene Ontology annotation, biological process: mitochondrial translation.